Oryzias melastigma (Indian medaka) is the source of this 2384-nucleotide messenger RNA. RefSeq names its product LIM/homeobox protein Lhx1. The record is from RefSeq and is a predicted model, not a curated record. The transcript is spliced from 5 exons. Bases 605 to 1816 code for a protein of 403 amino acids. Gene Ontology annotation, cellular component: nucleus. Gene Ontology annotation, biological process: neuron differentiation; regulation of transcription by RNA polymerase II. NCBI's taxonomy places the organism in Eukaryota, Metazoa, Chordata, Actinopteri, Beloniformes, Adrianichthyidae. Gene Ontology annotation, molecular function: RNA polymerase II transcription regulatory region sequence-specific DNA binding; DNA-binding transcription factor activity, RNA polymerase II-specific.
UCUUUUAAUAAAAAGUGCAAUUUAUGUUACUUUAUUGCUUAAUUCAUGUUUCAAAUUAUUUAAAAUAAUAAUAAUUCAUAUGUUGCUUUACAAAUUUGUGAGUGGAGGGGAGGAAAAGUGCGUUUCCGUGGAAAUGACGUCACACGCCUUGCAAUAAGGCGCAGGGCUGAGCUUCAGGAGGUGCGCUCCUCACAGCCAUCCUCUCACGCGCCUCAGAGAACAAACCCAGAUCAGAUGACGGAAUUUUUCCUCCUGCUUUCCUGGUCGACAGUGAGGAUGCUGCUGCGUGGCGAGUUCAGAGACACCCGUGGGCUUCCCGUUCUUCCUCCACGAGCCACCAGAAGCUGGGAUGAUCUUGACGCGCCCUCUGUGAUCUGAAAUGUUCUCUGGAAGCUUUUUCUAGAUCCGAAUUAACAUCUCAGGUGGAUCCGCUUGAUUUGGAUGUGGAUUUUUGUGGCGACAUCAGCAGAAGAAUUUGGGAUUCUAGUGGAUUUUCUGGAUCGUAAAGCGUGCCAGGACGCACCUGGGAGUCAGCUUCAGGAGGAGGAGGGGGACCCGGGACGCUGGAGAAAGACUUUUGACUGGGAGAAAAAAAGUCCAGACGAUGCUUCACUGUACCAGCUGUGAGAAACCUAUUCUUGAUAGGUUCUUACUCAAAGUUCUGGACAGACCCUGGCACGCCAAAUGCGUCCAGUGCUGCGAGUGCAAAUGCAGUUUGACGGAGAAGUGCUUUUCCCGGGAUGGGAGACUUUAUUGUAAGAAUGAUUUCUUUAGGAGAUUUGGAACCAAGUGUGGAGGCUGCUCGCAGGGGAUUUUACCCAGUGAUCUCGUCCGCAGAGCCAAAAGCAAAGUGUUCCACCUGAACUGUUUCACCUGUGUGAUGUGUAAUAAGCAGCUGUCUACAGGAGAGGAGCUGUACAUCCUGGACGAAUUCAAGUUUGUUUGCAAAGAGGAUUAUCAGAACUCCAACGGGAAAGACACAAUCCUCCUUUCAGUGACAACAUGCAGCGACCCUAGUUUGUCCCCGGACUCCCAGGACCCGCAGGAUGACGGGAAGGACUCGGAGAGCGGCCAUCUGUCCGACAAAGACGCAUGCGGCAACGACAACGACGAGCAGAGCGCGGUCGGCAAGCGGCGCGGGCCGCGGACCACCAUCAAAGCCAAGCAGCUGGAGACCCUGAAAGCGGCUUUCGCUGCCACGCCGAAACCCACCAGACACAUCCGGGAGCAGCUGUCACGAGAGACCGGCCUCAACAUGAGAGUGAUCCAGGUUUGGUUCCAAAAUCGGAGGUCCAAAGAAAGACGCAUGAAGCAGCUGAGCGCUCUGAGCGCGCGGAGACACGUGUUUUUCCGGAGCCCGAGGAGGAUGAGAGCCAUGGGGGAGAGACUGGAGCCAGGAGAGCUUGGCCACUUCUCCUACUAUGCUGAUUAUCCCGGUGAAUACUACGGCCCAGGAGGGAAUUACGAAUACUUCCAAGGCCCACCAUCAUCCCAGGCUCAGACUCCAGCAGAUCUGGGCUUUGUGCCCUCAACGGUCCCAGCCGGCACCCCAUUAGGAGGCACCAUGGACCCCCACCACCAUCACCACCACCACCACCCGUGCGCCGGAGACGCGCAGUGCUUCCCCGAGCCGGCGUCCCACCACCCCGCAAACUCGCCCAGCCCGGAGCCCGGUGGACCGGGCUCCAUUCACAGCAUCUCCAGCGAGAUGUGUGGCCCCAGCACCCCGUUCACCACAGUGUCGCUCAGCGACAACGGAUACACCGCCCAGCUGUCACAGCCCUCCUCAGAGAUGAGCGAAGGCACCGCCUGGUAACCCAGUCAACCCAAACCCUGCUGGAUUUAUUUAUUUAUUUAUUUAUUUAUUUAUUUAUUUAUUUAUUUAUUUAUUUAUUUAUUGUAACUUCACAAUGAUGGGUGUGACUUUCACAGCUUUGAUGGAGCAAUAACCUCCCACUUUUAUAGGCUGCAAACAAAGUUUGGUCCACUUGUUUACAAACAAACAAACAAAAGUAUCCCUCACUUAUUUCUGUGUUUGGAUCCGCCGCCCUACCGUCCAUUAGGUGAAGCCUCAACCAGGUUUGAUACCUGAGAAAAAGAAGAACCAGCUCAAAAAGAGAGAGGAGUAUUUUAAGUGAUGUGUCAGGGGAGAUCUACAGUUGUAUAUAACAGGAAUUCCCAAACAGUCUUAUUUAUUAUUUAUUCAUCCUUUUCCAGCCAAAGAACGGGCACAACAAAAGUGCAUUUCUCUUCAUUAAGCUGACUGAUGUACAAAAGAACAAACCUCCUCAUAGUGUUAUUUCAGAGGCGUCUCAUUUGCAGUGCUUACAUGUUUUUGCACUAUAUGAUUGUUUUUGAAAAUGAUAUUAAAGUGCACCGUUGUA